Funneliformis caledonium is the source of this 332-nucleotide messenger RNA. Lineage: Eukaryota; Fungi; Glomeromycota; Glomeromycetes; Glomerales; Glomeraceae. The record is from the annotation of a GenBank genome assembly.
AUGAAGAAAGUAAAAGAAAAAGGUUGAAACUUUCCAAUAAUGUUAAUGAUGAAUUGCAAUCUUAUUGUGAUUUUGAAGUUCAAGUAUCUUUACCAGAUCCAGAAUAUGAAAAUAAAAUUAAUGAAUUAACGCGUUUUAAUAAGCAAUUAUUAUCUGAAAUUAAUGAAUUAAAGCAUCUUAAUAGGCAAUUACUAUCUGAAAAUGAAAUACUAAAAAUAAAUCAAGGAUACAAAACUGAAAACCAAUUAGGAUAUUUUAAAAAGUGUGCUGAUCAUCACAAAGCAUGGGAUUCAGUUUGUAAUAUUUAUCAGCACGCGAUGGCCAUAGAAUUA